Messenger RNA from Metarhizium album ARSEF 1941, 1569 nucleotides. RefSeq names its product Cytochrome P450. NCBI's taxonomy places the organism in Eukaryota, Fungi, Ascomycota, Sordariomycetes, Hypocreales, Clavicipitaceae. The record is from RefSeq and is a predicted model, not a curated record. Gene Ontology annotation, molecular function: oxidoreductase activity, acting on paired donors, with incorporation or reduction of molecular oxygen; heme binding; iron ion binding. The transcript is spliced from 5 exons. The coding region runs from base 1 to 1569 and encodes 522 amino acids.
AUGGCCGCAUCUACGGCUGGCAUCAUGCUGCUGCUUCUACUUGGCGGCAUCGCCUAUUUUCUCCUGCUUGUCGCCUAUCGUUUGUGCCUGCACCCCUUGGCCGGCUUCCCGGGGCCCAAGCUAGCCGCGGCCAGCAGCUGGUACGAGUUUUAUCACGACGUCAUCGGCCGAGGCGUGUUUUGCUGGGAGAUUAAGCGCAUGCAUGACAGAUACGGCCCCAUCGUCCGGAUCAACCCGGACGAGCUUCACAUCCUCGACACGAGCUUCUACGAGGAGAUUUACGCGCCGGCGUCCAAGAAGCGCGACAAGUACGCCGACUACGUGGUGUUCCUGGGGGUGCCGACGGGCGCGUUCGCGACGUGCCCGCACGACCACCACCGGGUGCGGCGCAAGGCCCUCAACGUGUCCUUUUCCAAAAGGGCCAUCUACGAGGCCGAGGGCCUGGUCCGGAACAAGGUGCGCCUCCUCUGCGCGCGCCUCGGGGGCAUCGCGCGGGCCGACGGGGUCGUGCGGCUCGACGCGGCCCUGUUCGCGCUCGCCAACGACAUCAUCACCGAGUACAGCUUCGGGGAGGGCUACGACUGCCUGGGCAAGGACGACUUCCAGGCCGACUUCAAGGGCGUGCUGCUGACGGCGGUCGAGGCCGGCGCCUUUAUCCGGCAGUUCCCCUGGGCGGUCGGGGUGGUCAAGGCCAUGCCGCCGGCCGUGCUGCGCCGCGUCAGCGCCGCCUUUGCGAGCCUGCUGCAGUGGGAGGCCAUUGUCGACAAGAGGGUCAGGACGCUGGUGGCGGCGCAUGGGGGCGACGAGAAGAAGAAGGGGGAGGAGCCGCCGCCGCCGGCCGCCGCCGACAGGUGCGUCUUCACGACGCUGCUCAACAGCGACCUGCCGGCCGCGGAGAAGUCGUACCAGCGCCUGAGCGACGAGGGCAAGUCGCUCAUGGGCGCGGGCAGCGAGACGACGUCGUGGACCCUGACGCUGCUCCUGUGGUACGUCGCGCGCGACGCCCGCAUCCUGUCGAGGCUGCGCGAGGAGCUGAGAGACAUGCCGGGCGGCGACGGCGGCGACGGCGGCGGCUCGCUGCUGAAAUGGCUCGAGCAGAGGCGGUACCUGAGCGCCGUGGUCAACGAGGCGUUGCGCUUCGACCACGGCGCCAUCGGCCGGCUGCCGCGCAUCGCGCGCGAGCCGCUGCGGUACAGAGACUGGGUCGUGCCAGCCGGGACGCCGCUGAGCUCGACCAACUACUGGGUGCACAUGGACGAGAGCAUCUUCCCCGAUCCGCACCGCUUUUCGCCCGAGAGGUGGCUCGACGCCGAGCGCGCCGGCUUCCCUCUGCAGAAGUACCUGGUGUCCUUUUCCAAGGGCAGCCGGCAGUGCGUUGGCCAAAAUCUUGCCACUGCCGAGCUGUACCUCACGGCGGCGGCGCUGCUUGCGCGCUUCGACUUUGAGUUUGUCGACACCACGGAGCGGGACGUCUUGCCGGCGCGCGACUGCUUCAUCCCGCGGCCAGUGGUCGGGUCGCGCGGCGUGUACGCCAAGGUCGUGGACAGGGAUGGCUCGGCUCUGCAAUGA